AUUAGAAUGCAAAUUCACUUCAAAAGUUGUAUAUAAAUUUGUCAUCAAAAAAGGAAAAGCCCGAAGUUAACGGACAUUUGACGGAAAAUUCAAGGAUACUUUUAUUGGGUUUUUUUUUCUAGUAACAAACGUUACUUCUAAAUUGAGGAAAAAUUAACCACGAAUUUUUCUUUCCAACUUUUGCUAUCAAAUUAUCUGCUGAUUCGGGCAGCAAAGUUCGGUGAUUUCAAUUGUCAAACACUGUCCAUUUCAAGCUAAAGUGGCUAUUAGGGAGAGUUUCGUCUCAGAAAUUGAAAUAAAACUUUUGACAUUUCGAUGGUGUACACUAUACAUAAAAAAUUUCAGUUCAAUUUUUUAGCUCUCUUAUACGUGAAAUAACAUAUACAUUUGACGUAAAAUUAAAGCUGCUACUUUACAUUUUACGUGUGGAAGAGAGCAAAAAUUGAAAUGAACUCUGUGUUUUUGCUCCCAAUAUAACAGGCACGAUAGCCAAAAAGGGUCAAAAUAAAAUAUCCUUAGUUGUGGCACAGGUGUGCGCUGUGUCCAUACACUUUCCCCACGUGACUCUACAAUUCUUGCUAGUGGUAAAAAAAAUAAGUGUAUUCGCUGUAAAUAUUCCGAGUAUGUUUGUGUGUUUUAAUAAAUUUAUGCAUAUUAAUCACCGAAGAAUAUAAUUAUGGGUGUCAUUAACAAAAUAUUAUCUGGGACUCGAAGAUUUUUUUCCAAGCGUGAAACCAGAGAUUCGCCGGCUAUAGCAGCACUAGAACGUGUUCUCAAGUUUGUAGACGAACAAGGCGGAUGGGAUAAACUUAUUAAUCCAAAAUGGGAUCAUGGGUUCAGACUCUUACUCCAAUUUACGAAUCUUAAUGACGAAGAAUGCGUUAAAUUAUUGCUAGAGCACAACGUUAAGGUGAAUGGGGAACCACAACCAGAUUAUAAUUUAACGCCGCUUCAAAUGGCUGUUAGAAAUAGAAAUAUUAAGAUUGUUAAAAUGCUUUUAGACUACGGUGCUGAGCCAAAUGUUUCUUGCAAAGGUACCAUGGAACCGAUCUGGCUCGCUGUCGCCCAUAAUACAGUAGAAAUUUUUCAACUCCUUAAAAGAUACGGCGCAGAUAUUCAUAGUGGUACCAGUAAAAAUUAUGACGACAAAUACGGCUUCUUUUCUUAUUAUUGUAAUUUUAAUUUAGCUGUAUGUAAUGGCUAUUCUGAAAUGGUGGCAUUGCUAUUAGAGGAAAGUAAUUUUGAUACAAAUGGGACUAGGAUACCGAUAAAUUUUUAUUUUUGUGCUAUAAAACGUGCAAAGGAAAAGUUUCCAAUAAUCAGUAAGAAGUUUAAAGACAUCACAGGCCGUUUAAUUGAACAUAUAAUUAAAGUAAAAAGCCAAAAUUCUGAUGUAUCAGAAGAAAACUUAUUGCUACUGCGUGACGAUGAAUUUAUUCUUCAUGUAAAUAAGUGCGAGGAAGAGAUAUUAAGAUUAAAGCCCAAAAUAAAUGACACGGAUUUUUCAUUUUAUGAUAUCCUGACAAAAAGUGAUGAUGCAUUGAUUCGCUUUGUUAGAAAUAUUAACGUGGUAUCAAGUUUUAAUGCAGAAAAAUUAAAGGUUGAAUUUCCCAUUUAUGGCAAAAAAAUUGUGUGUCGGUUUAAAAAAGCGUGCCGGCGUAAAUAUUUGGUAGAGAAAUGCAUACCAAUAUUUUCAAGAGAUUUUUGUUAUGGAAGUUUGGGUACGUUGCCAUUUGAGUGUAUCGAGAGAAUAUUUAGAUAUUUGUCAGACUACGAGCUUCAAAAAUUUAUUUAUAAGAUUCUCGCUCCACUGUAUUAACACGACUGAAUGGAGUUCUAAUUUUGUUGGGUCCAUGCAUGAAAAAUUGAAAAAUACGAUCGUUCAUUCACCGGCUAAUAUUUGACUCGAUGCACCACUCGCUCAUCUAGUCAUUUUUGGAAUUAAUUUAUUGAGUUGCCAUUGUGAGAAAAAUUUUGAGUCUCUAUUUACUGGACAAAAUCAGCAAGGAAAGUUCCGUUCGUCUUCGAGUGUGAAAGAGAAAAAAGUACAAGCUCUCUUAAUUCAAAUAUUUUAAAUUUAUCAAAAAUAAUAAAAAAAUGUAAUCUUUUUUUAAAAUUAUUAUUGUAUUUUCUAGUCCAAAAUCUAUUUUUAACUUAAAAUAAAUAAAUUAUUCAAAAGUCAUAUCUGUAACUUUUUU
Microplitis mediator is the source of this 2198-nucleotide messenger RNA. Its product is annotated as POTE ankyrin domain family member B-like. Gene Ontology annotation, molecular function: protein binding. The transcript has 2 exons. The coding region runs from base 677 to 1819 and encodes 380 amino acids. NCBI's taxonomy places the organism in Eukaryota, Metazoa, Arthropoda, Insecta, Hymenoptera, Braconidae. The record is from RefSeq and is a predicted model, not a curated record.